CCUACCCCUACCGUCCUCUUCCCUUGAGUUUGUCGCUAACUUCAUGCAGAUAAACUGAAAAUAUUUCUGAACGAAUUUACCAUUGUCAAGUUUGACGUUUAUUUCGGUAUGUUCCCGCCAAAAAUAUUUCUAUAUAUCAAAACAACACGCGUAAAAAGUGGUUAUUUAUUUCUACAUUUCUAAAGUCAGCUCUAUUAAUAAAUAUUCCUUGUGAUAAUAACUUCACUGUACACAAAAAACAUCGUGAUUUUAUACUUAGUCUAGUAGAUCAACAUAAUUUUAUUUCAUCUUGAGAUCGAAGCUCGUGUGGGAAUAAUGAAGCUGAAAAGAGGAGCUUUGAUCGUUAUUGAAGGGGUGGAUAGGACUGGCAAGUCUACACAAGCUAAAUCACUUGUUGAAAGCCUGAAGAAGAAACAAGUUAAAGCAGAAUAUACCAAUUUUCCGGCACGAUACACUGAGAUCGGCAAAGUUAUUAACAACUACUUGACAUCAAAGACAGACUUAUCAAAUGAGACCAUACACCUCUUAUUCUCGGCCAAUCGCUGGGAGACGGCUAAGAACAUAAUUCAGACACUGGAGCAAGGAACCAGCAUCAUUGUUGAUAGAUACUGCUAUUCUGGAGUAGCGUUCUCUGCUGCUAAAGGUCUGGAUAUAGAUUGGUGUAAGGCACCAGACAGGGGUUUGCCCAAACCUGACAAGGUAUUCUUCUUGACCAUGCCUUUGGAGAAUGUAAUGCAGAGAAAUGGAUUUGGUAAUGAAAGAUAUGAGGUGCCAGAAUUCCAAAAUAGAGUAUCAGAAAUGUACACUCUAUUGAAAGAUGAUUCUUGGGAAGUUUUAGAUGCAAGCAGAUCCAUCAAAGACAUUCAUGAAGAGUUACUGCAGAAAACUUUUAGUAUAAUAAAUACAGUUGGGGAAAAACCUAUAGGCAAGGUUUGGUUGGAUUAAUGUAUUAUUUAAUGUAGAUAAAUACCUAAUAAGUAAGUGAACAUUCAUAAUAGGUAGUAAAUAAACUUCUGAUAAAAAAAAUUCUGAUAAUACGUCAGAAAACAAAAAUAUGCGACAUUUUUUAAUGCUUUUUAAGUUAGAGAGUAAUUAAUUAUAGUAUGUAAUAUGAAUAGUGAAUAUUCAAAGUAGUGUUUUUGACAAGGAUCAUGUGUAUUUUUUUUUGUAAGUUAAUAAAUAAUGGACAUUCAAUUAA
Pectinophora gossypiella (pink bollworm) is the source of this 1198-nucleotide messenger RNA. RefSeq names its product thymidylate kinase. The record is from RefSeq and is a predicted model, not a curated record. Bases 316 to 945 code for a protein of 209 amino acids. Gene Ontology annotation, biological process: dUDP biosynthetic process; dTDP biosynthetic process; dTTP biosynthetic process. Lineage: Eukaryota; Metazoa; Arthropoda; Insecta; Lepidoptera; Gelechiidae. Gene Ontology annotation, molecular function: ATP binding; dTMP kinase activity. Gene Ontology annotation, cellular component: nucleus; cytoplasm; cytosol. The transcript is spliced from 6 exons.